CAAAAAAGGGUACAAAUGCCUCUUGAAACUCUUUCACAACAACCUUAGAUUUACAGAAAGAACAAUCAAAGAACAAUGAUAAUCAGAUCAAUUUCUUCAUCAAAGUUGAAGAAAUUGAUUUUUCCACUUUCUCUCUCAGCAUAUACACACAAAAAUCCCAUACCCAACUCUUCUCCUCCAAUUCUUGAAAAUGUUAAUACCCAAAACCCUGCUAAAACCCUUGUCCCUCCAUUCUUGUUCAGCUUUAGAAACUACUCUACACCUAUAAAAAUCCAAUCUUUACCAGUUUCUAGAGAUGGGAAUUUUGAGGAAUCCAUUUCUGAUGUUGUUUGCCCUGGUUGUGGUGUUAAAAUGCAAGAUUCUGACCAAAAACAACCAGGGUAUUUCAUCAAGCCAUGUGUUAAACCCCCAAAUUAUAAAACACCCAUUAACAAGAAUCCAGUUGCUGAUGAGCCUGAGAUAUCGUUUUCUCUGAAAAGGGGUUUGCUUAAUGAGGAUGUAGAACAUGAAAAUCAAGAAAAUGUUGAAAAACCAGGGCAGAAAGGUGAAAAGCCUGUUGUUUGUGCUAGGUGUCAUAGUUUGAGGCAUUAUGGGAAGGUUAAGGAUCCAAGUGUGGAGAAUUUGUUGCCUGAUUUUGAUUUUGAUCAUACUGUUGGGAGGAGGUUGAUGUCGAGUAGUGGGGCGAGGGCGGUUGUUUUGAUGGUGGUUGAUGCAUCUGAUUUCGAUGGAUCGUUUCCUAGGAAAGUAGCUCAGUUAGUUUCUAGGACAAUUGAAGAGAAUUCGCGGGCGUGGAAGGAGGGGAAAUCAGGGAAUGUACCUAGAAUGGUAUUGGUAGUUACAAAGAUUGAUCUUUUACCUAGCUCAUUAUCACCUACUAGGCUUGAACAUUGGGUUAGGACAAGGGCAAGAGAGGGUGGGGCGAUUAAGUUGACGAGUGUACAUAUGGUUAGUGCAGUGAGGGAUUGGGGAGUGAAGAAUUUGAUUGAUGAUGUAGUGGGACUGGCCGGGCCAAGAGGGCAUAUUUGGGCAGUAGGAGCACAAAAUGCUGGAAAGAGCACAUUAAUCAAUGCAAUAGGGAAGUGUUCAGGUGGAAAUCUAAGUCAUUUAACAGAGGCACCGGUGCCGGGGACUACAUUGGGGAUAUUGAGGGUAGAAGGGGUGCUUCCAAGGAAUGCCAAGUUGUUUGAUACUCCGGGGCUUUUACAUCCGCAUCAGAUUUCGACAAGGUUGACUAGGGAUGAGCAGAAGCUAGUUCAUAUAAGUAAAGAGUUGAAGCCAAGGACAUAUAGAAUCAAGGUUGGACAUUCAGUUCAUAUAGGUGGGCUCAUGCGGUUGGAUGUGGAAGAAUUAUCUGUUGAUUCCGUGUAUGUUACAGUUUGGGCAUCUCCGCUAAUUCCACUUCACAUGGGGAGGACAGAGAACGUCAGCACAAUGCUGGAAGAACAUUUUGGGCGUCAGCUGCAGCCGCCGAUUGGAGAGGGACGAUCUGAAGAGCUAGGGAAAUGGUUGAAGAAGGAAUUUCAUGUGAAUGGAAAUAUGUGGGAUUCUAGUUCUGUUGAUAUUGCUGCUUCUGGUCUUGGUUGGUUUGCCAUUGGACUAAAGGGAGAUGCUAAAUUAGGUGUCUGGACAUAUGAUGGUGUUGAUGUCAUUGUUCGUAACGCGUUACUCCCAAACAGAUCCUAUGAUUUUGAAGUUGCUGGCUUUACUGUUUCAAAAAUUGUUUCCACUGCUGACCGCUCCUCAAAUAAGCAGCGCCGUGAUGAGAAGAAGAGGAAACUGAGCGACUCUACUGCAGAAAAACCUGCAAAACCAUCAUCUGUCAAUGUGGCUUCAACUACUUGCUAAUUGUGGAAGCAUUUACAAUCUGGCAAUGUACUUUGCUUGUCCCAGCACUGGAAUGUAGAUCGGACGUGGGAAUAAUCACCUAUUACCUCUCCGGGACUUGGAUAAGUUGAUGCGUUUCUACCAUGAUUUUUGCCCCCUGCAAAGAAAAACGCGGCAUCAAAACCAGAGAAAUGCAUUAAGCAAAGGCAUUCAGGGUCCAUCCACUAUUGCAUAUCAAGACACCUUCUGCUGUGAUGGCGGUAUCCCCUUUACGCUGUUCUUACCUUCGUUAUACUCAAGUUUUGGCGUCUAUCGAUGCCAAAAUGUCUCAUUUCGUAAAUGAAGCUUCUUU
Solanum verrucosum is the source of this 2176-nucleotide messenger RNA. Its product is annotated as GTP-binding protein BRASSINAZOLE INSENSITIVE PALE GREEN 2, chloroplastic. The transcript is spliced from 3 exons. Gene Ontology annotation, molecular function: GTP binding. Bases 76 to 1845 code for a protein of 589 amino acids. The record is from RefSeq and is a predicted model, not a curated record. NCBI's taxonomy places the organism in Eukaryota, Viridiplantae, Streptophyta, Magnoliopsida, Solanales, Solanaceae. Gene Ontology annotation, cellular component: mitochondrion.